UGCUCUCUGUUGCCAUAUAGAUUACAGAGGAAACUGUUAUAUAUAAGUAGCAAAUAAGACACUCAGAAAAAUCCACUUCCAGUCUUUGUGAUUAGUGAUCCAGGACUGAUAUGUUGAAGAUGAAUGUGCUGUUACAGGUGUUGGUGUCAUUUGAAGACCUGGCUGUGGACUUCACCAAGGAGGAAUGGCAGAACAUGAAUCAUUCUCAGAGGACCCUAUACAGGGAUGUGAUGCUAGAAAUCUAUAGCAUCCUACUGUCCUUGGUUGCUAACAGAAAGGAUGACCUUAUCAAAACCAACCAGAAAAGUGAAGAAGUAAAUUUGAGGGGACCUGAUGAAAUACCAGCUGGAGAGAAACCUCAUGGACCUAAUGUCACUGGGAACUCACUCCAAUACUUGGAACAUCUUAGUCAACAUCACCAGAUUCAGAAUAUACAGCAGGCUUUUGAACACAGUGGCCAAGGGAAAUGCUAUAACAGGAAGAGACUAUCCUUUGAAUGUGAGAGGAUUUGUGUGGAACACACCUCUAAUAAAUCAACUGUCAUUUCAGGAAACAAAACUCUGGUUGAAAGUAAAAAUUUCCAUAAAAAUGUCUAUCUCAAUAAAUAUCAAAAAGCAGGAGAGAAUCUCCAUGGAUCUUUUGAGUAUGAUGAAUCUCUGAAUUACAAAUCAGAUCUUACAAUGUAUCAGAGAACACAUAUGGGGUAAACUGUCCAUAUAUGUAAGCACUGUGGGAAGUCUUUCAGCUGUAAAUCCUGCCUUACUAUCCACCACAGAACUCACAUAGGGGAAAAUCUCAUUGAGUGCAUUGAAUGUGGGAAAAGCAUCUACCAGAAGUCAGACAUCACUAAAGACCAGAGCAUUGCCACAUGGAAAAUCUUCAUGAAUGUAGUGAGUGUGGAAAAGCCUUUUAUCAGAAGUCAUAUCUCGUUAAACACCAGAGAAUCCACACAGGAGAGAAACCUUAUGAAUGUAAGAUAUGUGGGAGAGCAUUUUGCCAGAAUUCACAACUUAGUACACAUCAGAAAAUUCACACAGGGGAGAAACCUUAUGAGUGCAAUGAAUGUGGAAAAGCCUUUUAUCGGAAAUCACAUCUCGUUAUGCAUCAGAGAACUCACACAGGGGAGAAACCUUACAAAUGUAAUGAGUGUGGAAAAGCCUUUUCCCAGAGUUCAGUCCUCAAUAAACAUCAGAUAAUUCACACAGCAGAGAAACCUUAUAAGUGAAAUAUAUGUGGAAAAGCCUUUCGUUGGAAGUCAAGUAUCAUUAUACAUCAGAAAAUUCACACAAGGGAGAAAUCUCAUGAAUGCAAUAAUUGUGGAAAACCCUUUUGCCCCAGGACUGCCCUCAUUAGCUGUAAGAGAAAUCAUACAAAGGAGAAACCAUGAUUGUAAUGUGUUGAAAAUCAUUUUGCCACAGGUCUGCCCUCAUUAACUAUCAGAAUUCACAGAAGAGAGAAACCUUAUGAAUGUAAUAUGUGUGGAAAAGCAUUUUGCCAGAAGUCCCAACUAAUUUUUCAUUAGAGCAUGCUCACAGGGGAAAAAAAAAUCUUAUAAAUGCAAAGAAUGUGUAGAAACAUUUUUUCCAGAAUUCAAGGCUCAGUAGUCAUAAAAUUCACACAGAAGGAAACAUUUUCAAUUGACUAAAUAUAAAAAGGACAUAUUUUCCAGGAAUACAUGUCAGCAUACAUGAUAGAAUUCACACAAAGAAGAAAACCAUGAUAAUGGAAUCUUUGUGAACAAUUACUUUGACAGAAGUCUUCAGCACACAUGAGAGAAAUCACAGGAGAAAAGAUACAUGGAUAUAGAUGAAAAUUUUCUACCAUAGGCCAGCUGUUAUUAUCAGAGAACUUACAGAGGAAAAUCUCUACACAUGCAAUGGAAGUGGAAAAUCCAUUUACUCAAAGGCAAUCUUCAGCAAAAAUUACUGAAUUUUGCAAAGAAUGCACUGUAUACAUGUAUUGGAUGUGAAAAAAUGUUUUUGCAAAUCAAACUUCAACAGAUUUUAGGGUUUUCACAGGAGGAAGUAACAAGGUAUGAAGACCUGCUAUAUGUUCUUCAAAAUCAUCUUCCUUUGUGUCAUACAACCUGCAUUUUUAGCUUCCCUACUGUGAGUAGGACAGUGGAAAUGAGCUCUGCUUUCACAUGUGAGUGUUAAUAAAUAUUGCCUAUAAUAUUUACUUAAGGUGCCAUUCUCAUUUACAAAGUUACUUGAUGCAGAUGUUGUGUUGUCUGCCUAUGAUUUUCCCCCUACAUUAUUCUGGUACAGAACAGUGUUAUGAUCACAGUCACAUCACCUCACUCAUUUACGAGCCAUAUGCUCUAUUUUUAGCUUUGGAUAAUGAGUAUUUUGCCUAGGGUAGGGAGUGAGUCUCCUGUAGUCAUGAGUCUCUGAAGCCAGCAGAAUCCCAAACUUUACUUUGUGUAUGUCUUCUAGACUGCUGCUUUUUCCAGCUUCUGUGCUUUUCCUAUUUCUACUUUUUUAUUUAUGUUUAAUUUUAUUUGUUA
Messenger RNA from Oryctolagus cuniculus (rabbit), 2506 nucleotides. Lineage: Eukaryota; Metazoa; Chordata; Mammalia; Lagomorpha; Leporidae. The record is from RefSeq and is a predicted model, not a curated record.